Lathyrus sativus (Indian pea) is the source of this 552-nucleotide messenger RNA. The record is from the annotation of a GenBank genome assembly. NCBI's taxonomy places the organism in Eukaryota, Viridiplantae, Streptophyta, Magnoliopsida, Fabales, Fabaceae.
AUGUUCACCAAUAACCAGAGGCAGCUAGAGCGAACAGGAAGAUACGGAACCUCCAGAUUGCAAUACCUUCAGGAGCUGGUGAACCAGUUUCAGAACGCAUCUGAGAAUGAAACAAAAGAGAAGAUUUUGGCAAAUUUAGCCAACUUCGCCUAUGAUCCUUACAAUUAUAACUUCUUGCGCCAGCUUAACGUUUUGGAACUUUUCCUUGACUGCAUCACCGAACCCAAUGAAAAGCUUAUAGAAUUUGGUGUUGGAGGGAUCUGUAAUUGUUGUAUUGAUCCAGUCAAUGCUGCAAUUAUAACAGGAGCUGGUGGGAUUCCCCUUAUCAUUCAAUGUUUAUCAAGCCCAGUUAGGAACACUGUAAAUUAUGCACUCGGGGCACUUUAUUACGUCUGUAAUGAAUCUAACAAGGAAGAGAUUUUAAAGCCUGAAGUUGUUGAUGUCAUCAAGAGGUAUGCAGCAGCUGAAGAAGUUAGUGUGAGCUUUAGUAAUCUGGCUAAAGCUUUUCUGGACAGUCAUCAAGACGGCCCAUCAUUCCAUUCUCAAUUAUGA